This is a messenger RNA of Sinocyclocheilus anshuiensis, 5197 nucleotides long. RefSeq names its product solute carrier family 23 member 2-like. Gene Ontology annotation, cellular component: membrane. Gene Ontology annotation, biological process: transmembrane transport. The coding region runs from base 308 to 2431 and encodes 707 amino acids. Gene Ontology annotation, molecular function: transmembrane transporter activity. The transcript is spliced from 16 exons. NCBI's taxonomy places the organism in Eukaryota, Metazoa, Chordata, Actinopteri, Cypriniformes, Cyprinidae. The record is from RefSeq and is a predicted model, not a curated record.
AAUGCCACAGUGCCCCGUGUGCCGUCUGUAUAUCCGUGUGUCGCUAUAUAAUAGGGAAGAAUCGUUCCACUUGUCUCCUGCUCAUCAUAUAAGCCAGUCUAGUCAGAAGACUCUGUCUGGCCGAAGGUGUUUGGUCAGAGAAAGUCGCUGUUUCCUUAUUUACCCUCAGCAGUGCUGAAGUAGGACACUCCAGGUACCGCGAAAGAACACAAGGGGAAAUUACAGAAGAGGACAACGAUUUUGUUCUUCCCGGAAAGUUUAACCCCUCCCACACAGAUGCUUCCGGCCGACCUGAUUGGUGGGAGUGAUGUGUGAACUAGAUGACCUGGCUGGCCAAUCAGCGGAGCAUGAGAGUGUACUGACAGCCAGAGCAGCAGUGUUCCUACCAGAGCGUGAGAGGGAGUGCAGGAGAGGAACAGAGCCAGAGGGAGAGGAGGAGGACGAGGCAGGGGAGCAAAGGGGAGGAAUGGGUGUUGGUAAAAACACCACCUCCAAAUCCAUGGACUCCACCGCAGAGCCUAGCAGAUAUGAGGAGGAGAACAAACACAGUGCACACUUCUAUCCCAUCCCAGUGGUUAAUGGUGUCGUGCAGACCCCUGGAGAUCAGGACGCAGAGGACACGCAGCUCAUGGCCAUUUACGCAAAAGACAGCCAGACUGAGGACAAAUGCUCCAUAUCAGAGACUGUGGACAGUGCAGACAGCAUAGACGCCAGGAGAAUGGACAUGAUAUAUACCAUAGAGGACACACCACCUUGGUACCUGUGUGUGUUCCUAGGUUUACAGCACUAUCUUACCUGCUUUAGUGGAACUAUCGCUGUGCCCUUCCUGCUUGCUGAAGCCAUGUGUGUGGGAUUUGACCAGUGGGCAACCAGUCAGCUGAUUGGCACCAUUUUCUUUUGUGUGGGCAUCACCACCCUGCUGCAGACCACCUUUGGCUGCCGGCUUCCAUUGUUCCAGGCUAGUGCUUUUGCUUUUCUAGCCCCAGCAAGAGCCAUCCUUUCACUGGAUAAGUGGAAAUGUAACGCGACAGCUGUUCCUCUGUUAAAUGCCACAGAGCUGCCACACACAGAAGACAUCUGGUACCCCAGGAUACGAGAGAUCCAGGGUGCUAUAAUCGUCUCGUCUCUAAUAGAGGUGAUCAUAGGGGCCUUGGGUUUGCCAGGUGUCCUGUUGAAGUACAUCGGCCCGCUCACCAUCACCCCUACUGUCACUCUCAUUGGGCUCUCGGGCUUCCAGGCGGCUGGAGAGAGAGCAGGCAAACACUGGGGCAUUGCCAUGCUAACCAUAUUCCUGGUGCUGCUGUUCUCUCAGUAUGCGCGUAACAUCCAGUUGCCGCUCCCAAUCUACAAAUCCAAAAAAGGCUGGACGUCUUAUCGCCUGCAGCUGUUCAAGAUGUUCCCAAUCAUCAUGGCUAUCCUUGUGUCAUGGUUUCUGUGUUUCAUCUUCACGGUGACUGACGUGUUUCCUCCUGAGAAGGACAAAUAUGGGUUCUACGCCCGAACAGAUGCCCGACAGGGCAUCCUGGCAGCCGCCCCCUGGUUUAAGAUACCCUACCCCUUCCAGUGGGGGUUGCCCACAGUGACAGCAGCAGGGGUGAUUGGGAUGUUGAGUGCUGUAGUUGCCAGCAUCAUAGAGUCCAUUGGAGACUAUUAUGCCUGUGCCCGUCUCUCCUGUGCCCCGCCUCCACCUAUACAUGCCAUUAACAGAGGGAUCUUCAUGGAGGGUCUUUCCUGUGUUCUCGAUGGCAUCUUCGGGACAGGAAAUGGCUCCACAUCUUCUAGCCCAAAUAUUGGAGUGCUGGGCAUCACCAAAGUGGGGAGCAGGCGAGUAAUUCAGUAUGGCGCGGCACUGAUGCUAUUACUAGGAAUGGUGGGUAAAUUCAGCGCUCUCUUCGCAUCAUUGCCGGACCCAGUUCUGGGGGCGCUGUUCUGCACUCUAUUCGGCAUGAUCACCGCUGUUGGUCUUUCCAAUCUGCAAUUUGUGGAUCUCAACUCAUCCCGCAAUCUGUUUGUCCUUGGCUUCUCCAUCUUCUUUGGCCUGGUCCUGCCCAGCUACCUCAAAGGAAACCCUCUAGUCACUGGUAUAGUGCAGAUAGAUCAGGUGCUGAACGUUCUGCUUACGACUGCCAUGUUUGUAGGAGGUUCAGUGGCGUUUGUGCUGGAUAAUACUAUUCCUGGCACCCCGGAGGAAAGGGGCAUACGCAAGAUGAAUCGUGGAAACAGCUUAUCUAAACGGAACAGAAUGGAGUCUUACGACAUUCCGUUUGGUAUGGACUUCCUGCGGCGCCAUCGCAUUUUCCAGUACCUCCCAAUCAGCCCCACAUUCGCUGGCUACCAGUGGAGCGUCCUCACCCACAGCUGCCAUGAGCGCCACAACAGGAGAGAGGACGACAUGCCAACAAAGCCAGAACUGGGAGAAAGUGGGGUAUAGUGUUUAGCACCGGUAGGUUUUUAGAUGGUAGUCACAAUGCUCCAUUCCACCCAGUCAGUGAAAUCCGCAGUCCAGUCCUUUACUAAACAGCCAGCUAUAAACUCUUUUCAUCCCACAAUCCUUUAAAAACUCUGUAUCCUUUCUGAUUGACUCAUCAAGUUUGUCAUCAAUGCUAAAGUUGGUUUCUAGCUGUGAAAACGGCUUCUAAAAACUUUGACAGUGCACUUUUGGCACUGAUCUGAAAGUGUCUCCAUGACAACAGUGAGUGGAUGCAAUGCAGGUUGUACUCGUUCAUCUCUCUCUGUGUUGGGAGGACAUGUGAACAGAGACUGAAAAAUCACUUUAUAUAAUCUACUGAAUUUCCAAUAUCAGAGUUCCCUUUUUUUGGCCUGCACUGCUCCAUCUGCACAAAGCAUCUUUAUGUAGAUAAUUGGAUGUUUGAAUUUAAACGACGUACUAAUGAGUGCUAUCACACACUUUCACAUUCACAACAGACAUUAUGCAUGGUGCAGUUCCGGAUCCCGUUAAAGCAAGAGGAUUGUUUAAGGUUUACAUAGUGAUUCAAGGUUAUUGUGCUUUAUGUUUGAAUUGCAUUGCUUGAAUUAACGCACAAAAUGUAGUUUGCUCGUUCCUAAUUUAACUUCUAGAGUCUUGCUUCCAAAUCGUUAGUUAGCUGCUAUUUCGAUUAAAAGCUCAUAUCGAAAGGGGUGUUUCUUAUUAAAUACUGUUAUUUGCCACCUUGAAAUUGUAGUGAUUGCACGUUUUGGAGGCAGAUAGCUAUGCAGUAGGUAAAAUUAUACGAAAAACUAAUGUACUAUCAGUACAUGGUUUGCAAAAGAAGGAAGACUGGAAGGGAAAAACUUGAGAAUUGUUGCACUCAGGCAGUCCCAUUGAAAGACGUGGGGAAACAUUUUCUUUUGGUCAAAAUCGAUUGAGCCCUCCUUUGGGCGCCACAUUUUUGGUCUGUCUAUUGUUUGAUAUAAGUGACACCUCCUCACUGCUGUUCAAGUGAAUGUGGUUUAUAAUGUAGAUUCCCACAAGCACUGCGGAUGUGGUUUGUUUUUGAACACAGAGAGGAUGGGCGGCAUUUAGUGGGCAUUUACUGACAGGUUCUCCAACUGUACAAAUCCUAUUAUACUGUAUUAUCACAAUCAAUUUCUAAUCCUUAGUAUUUAGUUAUAACUAUAAGUUCACAUUUCUCAUCUUUGGUUUACAGACAUUUUAUGAUCUUUACAGUAACAACCUGUACAAUACAAAGCAUUUUUUUCAGUUCUUGUUAUAGCAUUGAAACCAAUAUUUGACUAUUGGACACUCUAAUGUCAUGGAAUGGUGACUUCAGUGGCCCUCUUGAUUUAAUAGUGUGCAGUUGUGCUUUAACCUCUGUGAUAAUCUCACUUAGAGCUCCAUCUGAUGGUUGUAUCUUUAUUUGAGGCUCAUAGUGUAUCCACUUCAGAUUCAGAGUUUCUUUUGUUGACUUGUAAUUUAUUUAUUUAUAUGUACUAUAUCUACUAUCCUUUGCUGCCUGUAAGCAGGAAAUGGGAGAUGCAGCUCUCCACUCUAAGGUUUGAUUUGAAAUGCUGAAGGUGUGUGUGUGGUGUGUGUUGCAGCUGAGAAAUUGCAGUUUUAUAUUACCAGUCUUGACAUUUACAACAUAACUGGUGCUUCCUCGGUGAGUCAUUCCAACUAACAUGUUUGAGAUGUUUUUUUUCUCUUUCUAGCUGACCUGUAAUACAGCUUGAUGUUGGUUUGUUGGAUUUGUGUUGUAUUAGUCUUUAACCGAAAACCCUAAUUAUGCAAGGACCAUUUCACUUGGUAACACAAUGUUACAACUGUUACUUUGUUUUCAGCCUUAUUUACACAUUUAAAAAAAAAAAACUUCUGUGCAUUAUAGCAGGAAAGAACACAUCGCAGAGUGUUUUUAAUGUGUUUGAGAAUGUUUAAGUGAUAGUGUUUGGGACCUAAAAUCCAGAUCUGAGUUCUGUAUACAAGGCGAUACUAAUUUACUUACUGCUUCAUCAACACUUGGAAAAGUGUGCUGCAGUAAUUGAGUAGAAUAAGAUCUACAGUUCGAAUCACUGAGUGUCAAAACACAAAUUAUGUCGUAAAGAAUUCAUUACUAUAACACUUUGUGUUCCUAAAAUAAUCUUAUUGUAAAACAUUCAGCACUCUAAAGUGUGGUAUAAUGAUUGUCUAAGAAUCCAAAGUAAAUGCAACUGAGAAAGUGUGCAGUUUGCCACUAAAUCUUCUCCCAUUCACACCGAUAGUGCUUGCAGUGGUGUCAGUCCUCAUCUCCUUAAACUUUUAUCCUUAAAUAGUUUAUUGAAAUGUUAUUUGAAACUUAUGAAGACCUUUCACAUCCUGUGGUGUUUAAUUGUCUGUCAGUCAUGAAGGUUUCUAUGGCAGUGACAUGCAUAAAUAUUUGUCAAGUGAUGGGGAUUACUGAAACAAAAUAUAGCAAAAGUUGAUUUAUUGAUGCUAAAUAUAGUUUUUGAUAUGAGAACAUUUUGGAAAUACAUGCUCUUGUGCUAAAUUUCAGGAUCCGCUGAGAUGUAAAGUUUGUGAUGCGGCUUGAUAACAUGGUGGCAUGUGAUUCAAAGAAAAACAACCCUUCAGUUAUUUUGAAGGGGAUAUAUCUGAAGAAUAUACUUAGUUUCUCUGAAUUGUAAUAUGUUUUUAAUGUUUUAUUGUUUUUUUUACACAUCAUGUUGUGUUUUUACAGACAAGAUGUUGGGAAAAAAAUGCUUAUCUUAAAUCAUGCUGCAAAGU